AUGAAGUUCAGACUAUCCAUUAAGCCGGAUGAGGUACCGCUCGACGAGGAAAGACACCCUGAUGACGAUGAAGCCAACGUUGCGCCACAGUCUGCGGCCAAGGAAGCGGCCACCUCCCGUGCCGAUCAAGUGGAUGAUGGCAAGAGUGAUGUGGUCAACCCGGAGUUCCAGCAUGGUGUACAGAGCGCACAGGCCAUGACUCAGGUCUGGUCCAAACAACAUUUGAUUCUGGCCUACGUGAUGAUCUGGAUUAUCUACUUUAUUAAGAAUUUCGCGUUCGGUAUCAUUAGCACACUGACUCCAUAUACGUAUUGUGCGGCUCAAGUGUUCUACUCGGUGGGCUCUGCGGGUGUGGACUUCACCUUGACCAUCUUCAUUGCCGAUACGUCGGCACUGAAGAACCGGGCAUUCUGGCUCGGCUUUGUUGGUUCUCCAUACAUUGCCACGGUUUGGGCAUACGGACCGGCGGCAGAAGAUAUCUUGAAUUCCAUGGGAUGGCGAUGGGGCUUCGGCAUCUGGGCCAUUAUGACGCCGGUGAUGUUAACGCCUCUGUUCUUCCUAUUUUACUAUAACCAGCGCAAAGCGCAGAAGGCCGGUUUGAUUCCCGAACGUCAUAGCCAGCGCACUGCAAUGCAAUCAAUCGCCUACUACGGCAAGGAGUUCGAUGUUAUCGGUCUGCUCCUCCUUACUACUGGACUUGCCCUAUUCCUGUUAGCUUUUAAUCUGUACACAAAACAACCAGACGAGUGGAAAUCUCCGCUGAUCAUCUGCUUCAUUGUCAUCGGCAGCCUCCUGCUCAUCGCCUUCCCUGUCUACGAGAGAUACAUCGUCCCUGUCACAUUUAUUCCCUGGUCGCUGUUGCUCAACCGAACUGUCUUCUUCACCUACAUCAUGGCUGCCAGCAUCUACCUGGCCUGGUAUUUCUGGGACACAUACUUCUACUCGAUGCUGAUUGUGGUCUUCAACCAAAGCGUCAGCCAAGCGACCUACAUCACCAAUAUCUACAGCGUCGGCUCCUGCUUCUGGGCCGUACUCAUGGGCAUCCUGAUCCGUUACAACGGCCGUCUCAAAUGGCAAGCGCUCUACUUCGGGGUCCCCAUCACCAUUCUUGGUGUCGGACUGAUGAACAAAUUCCGUGAACCGGGCGUCAACAUCGGGUACAUCGUCAUGUGCCAGAUCUUCAUCGCGUUUGGCGGCGGCACUCUGGUGAUCUGCGAACAGAUGACGGUCAUAGCCGUAUCAUCGCAGCAACACAUUCCCGCCGUGUUGGCGAUGGAAAGCAUGUUCAUUAAUAUCGGCAGUGCGGUGGGCACUACCCUCGCCACGGCGCUGUGGACGGGUAUCUUUCCCCAGAAACUUGCCGAGUAUCUCCCCGCGGAUGCGCAGUCAAACCUGAUGAGUAUUUAUGGCGAUAUCGCGGUUCAAGCGUCGUAUCCGGUUGGUAGUGCGGCGCGUGAUGCCAUUAACCGGUCGUAUUCGGAGACACAGCGGUUGAUGUUGAUUGCGGCGACGUGUUUGUAUACAGUGACGCUGACAUCGGUGAUGAUGUGGAAGGAUGUCAAUGUGAAGAAGAUCCAGCAGGUCAAGGGGCGGAUUCUUUAG
This is a messenger RNA of Aspergillus nomiae NRRL 13137, 1602 nucleotides long. RefSeq names its product siderochrome-iron transporter. The record is from RefSeq and is a predicted model, not a curated record. Gene Ontology annotation, biological process: transmembrane transport. The coding region runs from base 1 to 1602 and encodes 533 amino acids. Gene Ontology annotation, molecular function: transmembrane transporter activity. Lineage: Eukaryota; Fungi; Ascomycota; Eurotiomycetes; Eurotiales; Aspergillaceae. The transcript has 3 exons.